Arachis ipaensis is the source of this 2018-nucleotide messenger RNA. The record is from RefSeq and is a predicted model, not a curated record. Lineage: Eukaryota; Viridiplantae; Streptophyta; Magnoliopsida; Fabales; Fabaceae.
AUCAUCAAUGCGUUUGCAUUCUUAGCUACCAUCUAAUCUCUCUCUACUUUCUCUCUCUUCUCUAAUUUUAUACUAAUAACACUGCUGCUGAAUGAAAUCACCGUCGUAGCUUCACCUCUUACUUCAUUAUUCUAAGCUGAGGUAAUAACAUCGUCGUUCAAUCUACCAAGAGAGAGAAAUCAAAGAUGGAAGUGGAGUCGGUUGUUGGUGCAAAUUCAAAUUCGAAUGCUCUUCUGGACGAUGAUGGCAAAGCCAGAAGAACUGGGACGGUAUGGAGUGCGAGUGCACACAUCAUAACAGCAGUGAUCGGAGCCGGAGUGUUAUCGUUAGCAUGGGCGAUGGCGCAAUUAGGAUGGAUCUUAGGCACAGCAUCUAUCUUGAUCUUUGCUGGAGUUACUCUUUUCACUUCUAAUCUUCUAGCAGAUUGUUAUAGAUCGCCUCACCCAGUUACUGGCAAGAGAAAUCACACUUACAUGGAAGCUGUAAAAGCUCACUUAGGAGGAAGAAUGCAUAUGAUUUGUGGAUUGAUCCAGUAUAGCAAUCUCGUUGGAAUUGCAAUUGGCUACACAAUAACUACAUCUAUAAGUGUGGUGACAAUUGUGAAGAACAAUUGCAUGAAGAAGCAUAAUGGGAGUGAAGCUGAUUGCCAUUUUUCAAAUAAUCCAUCUAUUAUUGGCAUUGCAAUUGCUGAAAUCUUCCUUUCUCAAAUUCCUAAUUUUCACAAGCUAUCUUGGAUCUCCUUCUUAGCAGCAAUCAUGUCUUUUGGAUAUGCCUUUAUUGGCAUUGGGCUUUCUCUUACAGUCAUUAUCCAAGCAUUUCUCAUCUUGGAUAGUUUAAAGUCAACACCAGCAGAAAACAAAGUGAUGAAGAUGGCAAAUAGCAUUGGAAUAAUUACAAUGAGCAUUAUCUUCCUCUUAUCUGGUGGUGCUGGAUAUGCAGCCUUUGGAGCAGACACUCCUGGGAGCAUUCUCAACACCACUGGAAAUGAACAUGUGUGGCUUGUUUAUAUGGGUAAUGUCUUCAUUAUUGUCCACAUUCUUGGAGCAUAUCAGGUACUUAUCCAACCAUUUUAUCACAUAGUGGAAUUAUUGGUGAGUCAAAGGUGGGCAAGCUCAAACUUCAUAAAUAAGGAGUAUUUUGUGGGAAUUGGCAAAAUUCAAUUUAGCAUCAAUUUAUUCAGGCUUAUUUGGAGGACCAUAUUUGUGGUGGUUGCAAGUGUGUUAGCCAUGGCAAUGCCAUUUUUUAAUGACAUGCUUGCCCUUCUUGGUGCAAUUGGGUUUUGGCCUCUAGCUGUCUAUUUCCCAAUACAAAUGAUCAUUGUCAAGAGAAAUAUAAGAAAAGGAACCAUGCCAUGGAUUGGGCUUCAAUCUUUGAGCCUUGUGUGCAUGAUUGUUUCAAUUGCAGCAGCAUGUGCUGCUAUUCAUGGGUUGGGCCAAGCCCUUGGUAAAUACAAGCCCUUUAUGUAUAAGGCCUAGUACAAGCCCAAAAAAUAGAAAAACCAAAUGAGUAAGGUGUAGUAUGCAUUCAUGACCUAAAACGAUGGAAAUUCAGGUGCAGUCAACUUCACGUGAAGUUGAUAGUUGAGAGUCGUUAGAUGAAAAUUUAGUCAAAUUAGUCAAACCAUCUAACGACUCUCAAUUAUCAACUUCACGUGAAGUCCACUGCACCUGAGUUUGCACCUAAAACAAAACAUAGGGUAUAGUGUGCAUUAUCUCUACCUUAUUCUUUUAUUAUGUAUGAAGUUGGAUCCUCUCAAAUAAACAAAGAUGGAUCCUCUAAUUUUCAUGUAAGAAUAAAGAUAAGCUCUUGUAUGCUUAAUAAAUACUAUGUUUAACCAACUUGGGUUGGUCGAGUAGUCAGCUCACUCGUCCGUUUAAACAAGUGUCGGGGGUUCGAAUUCUACCUUGUGCAUGUAGCAACUCAUUGGCCAGCGGCAGAUCCUUAAAUGGAGCUCAGAUCUGCGAUGAAUUAGUCGUUGAUUUGUCGGGUUGAGGGAUACCGUAGACAAAAAAAAAAAA